AUGAAUAAAAUACAUCCAGAAUUAAUGAAGGGAGGAUUGAAUUCCAAAAUCAAAGCAGAUAAAAUUAAACCACUUGCAACACCAAAACCUCCAACGACAGUACCGCCUCCUCCUUCAGUUAAUCCUUCAUCAUUCACUUUAUUAUAUCCAUUUCAAACAUUUAAGAAGCAAAAAGAUUUUAAAAAGGAUUUCAAAAUAUUAAAUAAACCAAUUGACCCAAAAAUUCAACCGUUAAAGGAAAAAUUUAGUCGCCCUUCAUUUGCACCAUAUCCAUAUUCAUACGAAAUUGAUCAUCUGGAAUAUUCAAAAGGAAACGUUACUUAUUUAUUUGCCAUUAACAUUAACACUAGAUAUUUAUAUUGCAUUCCAGUGAAAGGGAAAACAGAACAGGAAACAAGAAGAGCUAUUCAAUACUUACUAGAUCAUGAAAGAGUAGAUAAUAUCAGGGGUGAUGGUGAUAAAGGAUUUCAGGCAGCUAUGACUCAUUAUUUUCCACAAAUUAAUUUUUACUUCUCAUCCUCUCCAUAUACGUUUCAUAAUAAAAUAGUUGAUGCAGUAAUGAGAACUCUUAGAGAUGCGUUAGGGGUUAACGGUCAGAUAUACUGGGAUGGAAAUCAUGACUCCAUCAUACAACAGUUAGUAUAUUAUUACAAUAAUACAUGGCAUAGAACUAUAAACAUGAAACCGGUGGAAAUGAAAAAUGAUAUUUCAAAAGAAUGGGAAUAUAUUAGAAAGCAAAUGGAAAGGUUGAAUGAUGUUAAACGUGAACAAAUUAAUUCGGGGCUCAUGAAUUUUAAACAAGGAAAUAAAGUUUUGAUUCAUCUCGAUUAUGGAAAAACUGAUAAAUCAAUGACAAAAAGAAGACGAAGAUUUGACACAAUAGCUGAAUUUGUUAGAUAUAUUAACGGCAAUGCAUUAGUUGAAGUUGACAAUAAAUUAAUAGAAAUUCCGAUUUAUUUUAUUACUCCAUUAUAUUUAAAUAAUAUUUAA
Trichomonas vaginalis G3 is the source of this 990-nucleotide messenger RNA. Its product is annotated as integrase core domain containing protein family. The record is from RefSeq and is a predicted model, not a curated record. Gene Ontology annotation, molecular function: nucleic acid binding. The transcript has a single exon. Gene Ontology annotation, biological process: DNA integration. NCBI's taxonomy places the organism in Eukaryota, Parabasalia, Trichomonadida, Trichomonadidae. The coding region runs from base 1 to 990 and encodes 329 amino acids.